This is a messenger RNA of Schistosoma spindalis, 1376 nucleotides long. NCBI's taxonomy places the organism in Eukaryota, Metazoa, Platyhelminthes, Trematoda, Strigeidida, Schistosomatidae. The record is from the annotation of a GenBank genome assembly.
CAAAUGACUUGGGGGUAAAGACGGUUUGGCAUAUCUAAUUGUUCUUACUGUAUCCACUGUUAACUUCCGGUUAUUGAUAAAACCUGUACUAGUAAUACAAUGGACGAACCACUUAUCUACCUGGCAAUGGAUAAUGCAAAAAUAAUCAUCAAUAUAUUGAAGGCAGUGCACUUCCGCGAUCUUGCCACAAUAUUUGCCACAAAUAAUGGUAUUAAGGUGACAGUAGAGGACUCAAAAUGCAUUCAAGGAAACGCUUUCCUGCAUUCAGCACUUUUCCGUGAAUACUCUGUAAAGAAGGAUAUAGUAUCGUUUAGGACAAACCUUGGUGUGCUUGUUGACUGCCUUUCUAUUUUUGGGACUUCAGUUCAAGGACCAUCAGUUUCAUUCAUUUUAUCAUAUAAAACUCACGGGAGUGCUUUAAACAUUUUACUAGAAGAAAAUGGAGUUGUAGCAGAAUGCAACAUUAAAACUAUGGAGGCGUUUGAGAUAUUGGACUUUGAUUUUUCAAGCAGUAAUAUUUCAGAUAAAUUCAUAAUGAAGUCAGAAUGUAUGCGUGAAGCGUUCAACGAACUUGAUACUUCAAGCGAAAUUUUGGAAGUUGCUAUAAUACCACCUCCGGCUGUUCAGUCUCGUCUUCGUUUAACGACGUAUGGUUUCGCUGGAACUAUGCAUUUUGACUUACCUCGGUCAUCUGAUCAAGUAGAAGUUUUUGAAUCUGCAGCUGCAAGUACUCGGAUAGCUCGAUUUCGUCUUUCGCUUCUACGGCUUGCAACAAGCCGAGCACUGUCAAUGGCUAGCCGUAUUUCGCUGCGUAUCAAUGACCGAGGGUUCCUGUCGAUCCAGUACAUGAUCAAUCUUUCAGACGGUGAAGUUGCUUUUGUCGAGUUUUUCUGUGUCCCAGAUGUAGAUGAAACAGAUCAGUCAGAAUCUCAGACAAGCACGAAUAGUCCGCAAAAGUCUAGUAAGAUGUCUCAUUUUGCAUCAACAUUGAAGUGUCCAACAAACGCAAUGGAUCCCGAUUGGAGUGAUUAAGGAACUUAGUUUUGAGUUGGACUUUAAAAUUUAACCAAACAGAUUUACAAAUUCAGAUUAAAAACCCUCACUUUUUGUAUGCCUUUUUAAAUACGUACUGUAAAUAGUAUAUUCUGCUAUACUCUAUCUAAAGACUUGAUCAUUUUCUCAGAGGAAAAAACUUUUUUGAAACUUCAUGUUAGUAUUUGUACGAUCUUGUGUGUUUCAGAAAAUCAAAUUCUUGGACUUAUAGUUUUUAACUUAAUUAGAUGAAAGAUUAUUUUUUCCAUGGGUGCUAUCAUUCUUAUUUUCACACAUAAUCAAGUAUUUUAAAAUAAAUUACAAAGGAAAGUUACAUAAACAAA